GCUCUAGCUACGUCAUUACAAAAAACACACAGUCACACACUUAAAAAAGGUCGCGUGCUUAUAUUAUAUAAGAACUUGAUAAAUGAUUAGCAAUUUGUUGUGUUCUUUAUAGGUUAGAGACUUUCGAGAGCCAUUUACAUUUUAGUGAUAGAGAAAGAAACUGACAUAUUAUGCAUACAUUGCAUGCAAAUCUUUUGUAAUAUAUUGUAGGCAUUAUUGCUAGCUGUUGUCGUCGAUUGAUAUCUCCGGCGACGUAAGGCCGAGAAAAUGGGAAGAGCGCCGUGUUGUGAGAAGGUGGGGCUGAAGAGAGGGCGGUGGUCGGCGGAGGAAGAUAAACUUCUGAUCAACUACAUUGAAGCCAAUGGUGAAGGUUCUUGGAGGGCUUUACCCAAGAAUGCUGGUUUGCUAAGGUGUGGGAAGAGUUGCAGACUGAGAUGGAUUAAUUACUUGAGGUCGGAUUUGAAGAGAGGGAAUAUCUCUGCUGAAGAAGAAGAAUUGAUCGUCAGGUUGCAAGCCACUCUAGGCAAUAGGUGGUCAUUGAUAGCGGGACACCUACCAGGUAGAACAGACAAUGAAAUUAAGAAUUACUGGAACUCUCAUCUCAGUCGAAAGAUUCAGGGUUCUCAAAUUUCCUCCGAUCAGAAUCAGGCCGGCGAAAGUUCUAGUCUCUCAUCGGGAGAUUCGACCACCACAAAGGCCACCGGACAGAAACGGAAACACAAAGCCCCUGUCAAGUCCGCCGCCGCCGGCGGUCGAGCCGGAUCUAAAUCUCGACAACCAAAUCAUAAGAAAAAGAAGCCGAUCAGCACUUCCGAUAAUACCGACCAUCCAUCGUCGUCGGAAGAACCUUCUUCAGAGGCACCGGAAGUGGAUAAAAAUGUUCAAGAGGCCAUUUUCGAUGACAUAAAUUUUACGGGUCCAGACCCACUCGCCGGGGAUGAGUUAAGUCCGUCAAGGAGUAUUUCCGGAGAUCAUAUGUGCAGCUCAAGUUCCAGUACCACUGAUUCUCGGCCUCUGGGGAGGGAUUAUGAUCAGAAGCAAUGCACUUCCGAGUUCACGUCUUUUGAGGAUUUGCUAGCCGUUGAUUCUGCUGAUCGUCAUGGUUUGAUGGAUAUUAUGGAUUGUGAUUUUGACGGAGACCGGAAUAAUUGGGAUAUUGAUAAUGACGACGGUGCCGAUUUAGCGGCUGUUUUUAAUGUGGAAGCUCAGGACAUGCUUUCCUGGUUAUGGGAUUUCGAUGACAGUAUUAGUGCCGGCCUUGAUGCCGGUGCCGGCGUUGGAGAUCUUGAAUAUGGAAACGUGCCGACGGCAGCGGCGGCAGCGAGGGUUGAUGAAAAGCAUGAUGCUAUGGUUGCCUGGCUUCUCUCUUGAGCCUUGACUUUUUUCCUUAGAUACGUCAUCUUUGUCUUUGGUACGGGGUGUUUUUGUCUUUUUGUGGCUGUCUGAGGAGUUUGGAGGCUGAUAAUUUUGUCAUGUUAUGACUUGCUUUUGCACUGUUGGAAAAUUAAGUCAAGAUUGGUAAAUAAAAUAAAAUCAAACAGAUCCAUAUGUUGGUAUGCCGAAUCGCCGACCAAAAAGUUGCACCUCUACCCUCUGUUUGAUAAUCACUUAAUAUAGUGAUUUAAUUUAUUUAAGUAUUUAAUGAAAUUUAGUGUAUCUGAUAAUUGCUAUAAAAAAAUUUUAAUGGAUUAAAUGUUGAAUUAAUUAAUUAUUUAUAAAUUAAGU
This is a messenger RNA of Oldenlandia corymbosa var. corymbosa, 1725 nucleotides long. Lineage: Eukaryota; Viridiplantae; Streptophyta; Magnoliopsida; Gentianales; Rubiaceae. The record is from the annotation of a GenBank genome assembly.